Heterotrigona itama is the source of this 2965-nucleotide messenger RNA. The record is from the annotation of a GenBank genome assembly. Lineage: Eukaryota; Metazoa; Arthropoda; Insecta; Hymenoptera; Apidae.
UACCCAUUGGACAACGACAAAAUUAUAUUACGAGGUUGCGUGCUGCGAAAUACGCAAUGGUGCUAUGGUGUGGUCAUCUUUGCAGGCAAGGAUACCAAAUUAAUGCAAAACUCAGGGAAGACCAAAUUUAAGAGGACUUCUAUAGAUAGGCUGCUGAAUCUUCUCAUCAUCGGGAUAGUGUUCUUUUUACUUUCUAUGUGUUUGUUCUGUAUGAUCGGCUGUGGUAUUUGGGAGAGUCUUGUGGGCCGUUAUUUUCAAGCGUAUCUACCAUGGGACUCGUUGGUGCCUAGCGAGCCGAUGGGAGGUGCAACAGUGAUCGCUCUGCUUGUGUUCUUUUCUUAUGCGAUCGUAUUGAACACAGUGGUGCCAAUCAGUUUAUACGUGAGUGUCGAAGUUAUCAGAUUCGUUCAAUCGUUUUUGAUCAAUUGGGAUGAAGAGAUGUACUAUGCACCUACGAACACACACGCUAAAGCAAGGACUACUACAUUAAACGAAGAGUUGGGACAAAUAGAAUAUAUAUUUUCCGAUAAAACCGGAACGUUAACGCAGAACAUCAUGACUUUUAACAAGUGUUCUGUGGCAGGAAAAUGUUAUGGGGACGUUAUCGACGAAGUUACCGGGGAAGUCGUCGAUUUAAGUGAGACGAACAAAGCUGCCCCAACACCUACGAUGCGAUGGAAAAAUGGACAAGAAUUUGUUCAAGUAUAUACACCUAAAAGUGGUCCAAACGUACGUCUACUGGAACAAGUGGACAGGAUAUCCAAUAUAAUUGGAGAGCCAGGCCCCAUUGGCAGUCCGAUGGUUCCACAUAAACUUUCUACAAUGCCAGCAUUGGAUUUCUCCUUCAACAAGGAUUACGAACCAGAAUUCAAAUUCUACGAUUCUGCAUUACUCGAAGCUGUGAAAAAGAAUAACGAAGAUGUUCAUAGCUUCUUUCGAUUGUUGGCACUUUGUCAUACUGUUAUGCCGGAAGAAAAAAGUGGCAGGCUAGAGUAUCAGGCACAGUCGCCGGAUGAGGCUGCCCUUGUAUCUGCCGCUAGAAACUUUGGUUUUGUAUUCAAAGAAAGAUCUCCAAAUAGUAUUACAAUUGAAGUUAUGGGGAAGCGUGAAAUAUACGAGCUGCUUUGCAUUUUGGACUUUAAUAAUGUUAGGAAAAGAAUGUCUGUAAUUUUGAGGAAAGACGGACAUCUUAGACUAUAUUGCAAAGGAGCGGACAAUGUUAUUUACGAGCGAUUAAAAAAAGGCAGUGAGGAUAUAAUGGCAAAAACAUUGGAUCAUCUUAAUAAAUUUGCGGGUGAGGGCUUAAGAACAUUGUGCCUUUCGGUCAGAGAUCUAGAUGAACAAUUUUUCAAUGAUUGGAAACAACGUCAUCAAGAAGCUGCCAUGAGUCAGGAAAACAGGGAUGAUAAAUUGGAUGCAAUAUAUGAAGAAAUAGAAAAGGAUAUGACAUUAUUAGGUGCUACUGCCAUUGAAGAUAAGUUACAAGAUGGUGUACCUCAAACUAUUGCUAAUUUAAGUUUGGCUGGUAUAAAGAUCUGGGUAUUAACUGGUGACAAACAAGAAACAGCUAUCAAUAUUGGCUAUUCCUGCCAGUUGCUGACAGACGACCUUACAGAUGUUUUUAUAGUAGAUUCCACUACCUAUGAUGGUGUUGAAAAUCAGUUAUCGCGAUACUUGGAAACUAUUAAAACAACUUCCGGUCAUCAAAAUCGGCCAACUCUCUCCGUUGUCACAUUCAGGUAAAGCUGUGAUAUGCUGUCGUGUGACUCCUUUACAAAAAGCAAUGGUAGUCGAAUUAAUCAAGAAAAAUAAGAAUGCUGUGACUCUGGCAAUUGGUGAUGGAGCUAAUGAUGUCUCGAUGAUAAAAACAGCUCAUAUAGGUGUUGGCAUCAGUGGACAAGAAGGAUUACAAGCUGUACUAGCAUCCGAUUAUUCGAUAGGACAAUUCAGAUUUUUAGAAAGAUUACUCCUUGUUCAUGGAAGAUGGUCAUAUUAUAGAAUGAGCAAAUUUCUUAGAUAUUUUUUUUAUAAGAACUUUGCGUUUACAUUAUGUCACAUCUGGUUUGCCUUUUUCUGUGGAUUUAGCGCACAGACUGUAUUUGAUCCUAUGUAUAUUUCUGUCUACAAUCUCUUUUAUACAUCAUUACCUGUAAUGGCAGUUGGUAUCUUUGAUCAAGAUGUUAAUGAUAAAAAUAGUUUAAUGUAUCCAAAACUAUAUGCACCCGGACUACAAAAUUUACUUUUUAAUAAAAAGGAAUUUUGUUGGAGUGCCAUACAUGGGUUUUUUGCCAGCUGUGUAUUAUUUUUAGUUCCGUAUGGGACGUAUAAGGAUGGAGUAUCACCAAAGGGCUAUGUACUUUCUGAUCAUAUGUUACUGGGAAGUGUUGUAGCUACUAUAUUAGUCAUAGUUGUGACUGUUCAAAUAGCCCUUGAUACAUCAUAUUGGACAAUUGUUAAUCACAUUAUGGUUUGGGGCUCGCUCAUUUGGUAUUUUAUUUUAGAUUAUUUCUAUAACUUUGUCAUAGGUGGUAGUUAUGUUGGCAGUCUUACAAUGGCAAUGUCUGAAGCAACGUUUUGGUUCACGGCGGUCAUUUCGUGUAUCAUAUUAGUAAUACCUGUACUAUCAUGGAGAUUCUUCUUCAUAGAUGUAAGACCAACACUGUCUGACAGAGUUAGACUUAAACAGAGAUUGGCACAACUUCGCUCUCGCCAAAGUCAAGACAUACUUCGUACACCAUCUACAAGACGAACACGACGAUCUCUUCGUUCCGGAUAUGCUUUCGCGCAUCAAGAAGGUUUUGGCAAGCUCAUUACAUCUGGAAAAAUUAUGCGAAAAUUGCCGAAUGGUGCAGAUUUUAAGUUUGCCAUGCCAUUUACGAACAAUACCAGCAAACAAGUUAGUGUUGCCACCACGUCACCAAAGGACAAUGCAUCUAAAAAUUCGCACACAUUGGAUACUAUUAAU